Molecule: messenger RNA, 4276 nt
Organism: Anneissia japonica
Lineage: Eukaryota; Metazoa; Echinodermata; Crinoidea; Comatulida; Comatulidae
Exons: 4
Coding region: 709-3726 (1005 amino acids)
Biological process (GO): G protein-coupled receptor signaling pathway; cell surface receptor signaling pathway
Cellular component (GO): membrane
Molecular function (GO): G protein-coupled receptor activity
Source: RefSeq, a predicted model, not a curated record
AUACGAGUUGUACUGUACAUGGUCUAGCACAGGAGGCAUACUAAGGCAACAUUUGUAACAAAGACACCAAUACGAGUUGUACUGUUUACAUUUGUAGCAAAGACAAGCCAAACCAGUUACUCGUCGCAAAUCCUGUUUCAGAUAAUGGUCAAAACAUGCUGGAAUAUCAAAAUGUUUGAAAUAUAUUUUAUUGCACUAAACUAACCUUUUAUUAUCUAUAUAUCAUCAUGCUAUGCUGUUAUUUUCCCCAUUUUUAAUCUUAAAACAACAAUUUUUAACGAUUUGGUGAUGGUUUCUGCCUGAAAAAUGCCCGAAAUCAACUUUAAAGUCUGAUUUCUCAAAUAUUGUUUUUUUUAAAUAGCUGUCUGUUUAAACUCUUGUAACUUCAUAACGAAUAGCUGGAUUUAAAUUAUUCUUUUACAAUUUUAUAGCUCUCAUUUUACGUUUCAAUCCAAGAUUCUAUAUUAAUAAUAUAAAAUCGAUUUUUGCGACGUGUGACUGGUUUAGCCUGUCUUUUUACGUUUAGUCAUUUCAAUUCUUCUUCAGGGUAUGAUAUGAAAGUUCAACUUGUCAUGAGUUUGAGUUUCAUGUGGUUGAGCUUCGAAGAUUGAUUGUAGUGUCACUUAAUUGGAAGAAAAAGACAAAGCAGGACGAAUGUAAACGAGUUUCCUGUUAAGAUUUCUUGGCGGAUAAUUCUUUCAGAAUAACAUGGAAAGUGCCAGCAUACAUCUAGUCAUUCUUUUGUUGAUGUCUGCUUUGUUUUCACAGCACAGGAGUCAAUUGGUCAGUACCUACGAUAAUAACGCUUUCGUUUGCAAGGGAUCGUCUUGUGUGGAUUCUAAUACGAAUUUCUGCGGAAAAUACGAGCACAAUCGAACCUGUCAAUGUGACAUUCAUUGCUCGGUCUUCAAAGAUUGUUGCUACGACUACGUCCACCUAUGCGCAAAAGACAACGCAGAAGACAUAUUCAAAUACAGUCAUAUUGAUAACAGACACAAACAAAGCAUCGACAGGGGUAUGGCAGAAACAAUAUUUAAUGAACAUGUGUACACAUGUGUUGUGACAAACCGGGAUGGGAUAAGUCUACAUCAGUUCGGUGCAUAUUGGAUGGUAACGGUUUGCAAAGAAAUAGAGAGUAAAGUAAAUUUACCUACAAAACAAUUGAUAUCAUUUUGCCAAAACUCUUCUUUGUUACAACAAUCGUUGAUUUAUUCAUUACCUGUGACUUGCAUUAGCGAUGGUAUUACGUUUCGGAAUGUGUUUUGCGCACUUUGUAACGGUAAAAGCCUGAAUGACUUAGCACCGUGGGUUGUAGAGAGUAGACUGAAUUAUGACUUUUAUAAUUUUUUAAAUAGCAACCCAGAUGAAGAUUCCAAUAGUUUAAAUAAUUUUCUCGACAACAAAACAAGUUAUCAAUAUAGUCCACGUUAUUUCUAUCCAGUACGAAAAUGUGUACCUCAAUCCGAAUCUGUUGUUCAGGCUUGCCCUGAAUAUUCAGCCGAGUUUGAUAAAAACGCAUGCCGGGAUUACUUAGGCCCAGGUUAUUAUCUUGAAAACGGCCAACUCUAUAGAAACUGGCAUUGCGCCAUCUGUAACAUAGGUUCUUUUACUCUCCUUUCACAAUUGCCUUGCGAACGACCGUUGGUAUUAUCGAGUAGUACACUAUUAAUUUUGGUUCAGUUCGAUGGAUCGAGGACAAAAGUUUCAGGUGUUGGUACAAAAAUAACGGAGUUUAAAGGUGCGCCCUCCUGUGGUGAGGGAUAUAUUGGUGACCCAUUUACCCUGCAGUGCAUCUCACUAAUUUGUCCAGAAAUGUACGAAUUGAGAGGUAGUACAUGUUUAAGAAAACUAGAAGAAAUAAAAAAGUUAGACACGCCAAAGCGAAACAAAAAUAAUGUUAAUUGUACCAACGAUGAGAAAAUUAAAUCUUUCCAGUUACGCCCGUGCAAAAUGAAUCUGACAUUUGUUACCACAAUACGUUAUGAACUUACGUACACAAAAUUCGAUAGUAAUUGUAUUCGCGAUUUUCUAGAUUCAGAAGCACAUCAUAUUAUUAUAGCAGGGAACGAAUUAAAAUCUCAGUAUCUUUACUCUAAAGUCGAAGGUACGUUCAAGAACGCAACUUUGCUUACAAGAUUUGUCAUAGAAAAUGUAGACCUACCAGAACUUAAUAGUCUGGAAUUAAAGGAUCUGACAACGAUUAGUAUUACAAUGUACUAUUUAACAGUGGAACACAUUGUUGACGAAUGGAUAGACUUAAAUUCAACAAAUAUUAAUAUAACUUGGUACAAUUGCGCAUCUUCGAUUGGUAUUAAUAUCGUACAAAUAUGCGAUUUAGUACUAUCUACUACUUCUAAUUUUGAAGGGGAAUACGAGGCCUGUCGAGAGUCAUUUGAUGAGGAUUUUAAUUUCUAUUUUAUACCUAAUUUAACAUUUGGUAAUUAUUUCUACGCUCUAGCUAUGCAGAAAUUCCAAUAUUAUAAAAACGACAGUAGACCUACAUGCGCAAGUCAGAGAACAACAAUAUGCAAAGUUUCAUUUAAUGAAACAUGCGCAAUGGUUGUUUAUAACCAAUCAGAUUUUGUAUUCGAUAAUUUUAAUUUUGCCAUGACACACACCAACACACAAACGGUAUUCUCAAGAAAAAGUUUUCAGCUUACUGGAGAUGGAGCCCUCUACGUUUGCUCUGAAAGUUUGAACACUACGAGUUUUAAUACAGCUAGCGGUUUUGGCAAUGAAAAUCGGUUUCUUGAACUUUCUCAAACGAUGAUUUGGGUUAACAUUGUCGGGACAUUAUCGUCGGUUGCUGGACUUCUACUGACUAUUGUGUUUCGCUGUAUAAUAAAGUCAAUGCGUAACCUUCCCGGUAAGAUGAUAGUCCAAACUUCUGUGGCUCUCAUCGUUGGACAGUGUCUUGUGCUUUGUGAGCACCUAGCAAGGUUUGAUACAAGAGUAUGUACAGCAUUUGCCGUACUCCUUCAUUACUUUUGGUUAUCAGUAUUUUUUUGGCAAAACGCUUUUGCAAUUGAAGCGUGGCAUGGUUUAGGCAUGCAGAAGUUAAAAAUGCGUUACGCGGAGAAUUCUUACAAUAUGUGCAUUGCGUACAGUUGCUAUGGAUGGGGAUUUCCUGUUGUCAUUAUAUUCGUCUGCUUGAUUCUGCACCAUAUGCUGACCGUCCAGUUUACAUAUGGUGAUGUACAUAGUAACUGCUGGAUUAUUGAUAACCGAGCUAAUCUAUACGCAUUCGGUUUACCAAUAGCUAUCGUAAUCUUCACUAACUUUGUUAUAUUUCUACUGAUUAUACGUAGCAUUCACAAGACACGCGCGGUCGUACAAUCCGAAGCCGGAUGUAAUGCGAUUAUAGAACUAUUUCAAAGGGAAAUUAUAAUAUACAUUAAGUUAUCCAGUAUCAUGGGGUUCACGUGGAUUUUCGCAUUUCUGGCGGCUUUUACACAAAACAUGAUUUCUGUGUUUCUUUUUAUCAUCCUGAACAGUAGCCAAGGUGUAUUUAUUUUCCUUGCUUUCAAUUGCAACAAGACGACGUGCACUAUCGUCAGGACGAAUGUAAAGUCUCUUUUCUGCUUCAGCUCAGAAACAACAGAUGACAACAUGAUGGUAUCGAGGACGAGAAACAUUAAUUUAGCACGGUCUGUUACCGGUACUGAUCCAAACAUUAUAAAACUCCAACCAAUUGCUAAAACAGUUCCCAGCAACAUGUUUGUGUGAUACGAUCGUGCGGUACGUUACAGUUAAUACCUGUCAUUACAUGUAAAAGUCCUUGGUAUAUACACACUUACGAAAUCUAUCAUUUGCCAAACAUUAAAUACGUUUUUUCUGUGAUUGUCGAGGCCUUUUUCUUCAGGAUUAUCGAUAAUGUUUCCAUUUAUGGAAUAACAAUGUAAUGAAUACCAAUUAUGAACACUAUUUUAUUGAUGAUUUUAUUACUGCAAAUAUAGGCCUAUUGUUUUUAAGCAUUAUUUUUAUCAUCUACUUCUCUAUAAAGUGUAAUCGCGUAACAGGUUGAAAGUCUGUACCGAUAAAAUAUAUUUAAGUAAAUUAAAAGAGGCAACUGAAUUAAACAACUUCAGUUCUAUUUCAAAAUGUUUGACACAUAAGAUAGUUGUACUUUAAUCAUUUAGCUCAGUGAAAUGAACCGACAAAUGCUCGCACGCACUCUGGUGAAUUUAAAGAUGUCAUUGCAGUUUGCUAACCAAUCGACACCAUACUUACGAUGAUUGAAAAUAAUACAACUGUCUUGAGAAUCUACUUCGUGUAG